Molecule: messenger RNA, 2022 nt
Organism: Mycena citricolor
Lineage: Eukaryota; Fungi; Basidiomycota; Agaricomycetes; Agaricales; Mycenaceae
Source: the annotation of a GenBank genome assembly
CGAACCUGGGCCUUGGGCCCUGAUUGUGUUGCACAUGAAAAACACGUUUUUGAAGCAGUUUCUCCGACUUUCCAGAAUUUUCAAGUGAUCCCUCGCUGCCAACUGCAAGUGCAGAGGUCCGUUUCAGUCCACUGCAAAGAACUGAACCUCUGCCCGAUCCUGGACUGUUCGUAUAGCCGGUACCAAUUUCACUAAUACUCUAUUCUAAGCUCGGCGAUCGGCUGUUCGGGCCCUCGAGCUCAAGUGACGCUGGGAGUCGAGUGGGUAGUGCGAUUCUUGCCGUGUAAGCGGUCGCUAUCUCCCAGUUUGGACAACUUCGGUAUCCAUACACUUCUCAAGCUCAACAAUGGUCUUGCUCAAACGUUCCAUUACUCCUCGAGGAGCUCGCGCGCUGCUUUGAUAAAAACCUCGUUUCUUUGCACUUGAACCGAGUGGUUGGCACCCGGGACCAUCACCAAACUUUAGUUGGGAAUGAGAUCCGCAAUGACCUUUGACUGCGCUGCAAAGAGCAUCCAGCUGCAAAGUCUUCAGACACUGGCAUACACGCACAGGGCGGACAGAUUCGAUCUUCCUCUCCAACUAUGAACAGUGUCUUGGCGGAAAUAGUCGCAAGCUUGUCCCGAUAUUCGAAGUAUUUCUCUGCUUUGGAGUAGAGUGCAUCUAGACAUGCUGUGUGCAGUGACUGCCCAACGCGCGAGGAAGGAGCGCCUAUUGUGAACUUCUGUGUUGUAAAUUCCGACCCGGGCUGCUUUCAGUGCAACGUCUGCGUUGAACUUUCUGCUUUCUGCGUACAGUGGACCCAGUGCAAACAUGACCAGUCGAAACUCAAGAUCGUCCUGGAAGACCGAAAAGACCUUGUCCAGCAUAGCGAUCAAGGUUGUGGGGGCACGGGGAAGUCGUGCCUGCAUUCCAUCGAUCGUCAUGUACAUUUGAUGUGCCGGUCAGCAAGAAUGAUUCACCGAAGCCACGCCCGCCAUGCAGCAGGAUAAUUAGGAGCCUGUCGGGUGGACCAGAAAGCUUGUAUUCAAAUUCUGCGCCAUUGAGGGUUAUCUGUGGCAUGAUGGACAGAGAUAGACAGAGAGGUCAUAAAGUUCCACUAUCAUCGUUCGUUCUUGCGGCUAGAUAAGAUUAUUCGAAUCAGAUAACGGAAGAAGGCUGUGCACAUCUGCUGCAGUCAGGACUAAGUAACAAUCAGCUCCGAGUCUGACCGCAACCAUGGCCACGGACGGUCAAAUAACAACCCACGGAUUUCCUCCAGGCUACUUUGUCAUUCGUUCCGAGGCGAAUCACCGCCUUCUUGACGUGGGCGGUCACAGCAACGCGGACGGGGCACCCAUCCUGCUCUGGCCAGAGAAAGAGAAAUUUCUCGUUGAAAAUCGGAGGCGCCCAGAGGCAGACAACCAGGUCUUCUUCAUUGACACGAGCGGGGCAUUGUGUUCCAGAGCUUCUGGGCAUGCCGUGGAUAUCGAGGGUGAUCAAUUGGUACUUCGUCACCGCCGACCUGUUACCUAUCCAUAUCCGAAUCAUUACUCGCACCCCCUCCCUCGCUUCUCUUACACACCAUCGACGGGCGAAAUCACCCUCCAGUUCACGCAUGAUCCCUCUGUGUCAGCGCCAGCGCACACGCCAACCUCCGACUGGAGACGAAAGACGUACAUACUAACAAGCUUACCGCUUCGCAAGCCACGCACGAUCUUGGAUGACGCGCACGCGUUUAUCGCGUCGACGAUCACUAGUCCCAUUUCGUCGCUAUUUUCUGGGGGGCAGGGCGCGAGCCCAGAAGUCAGGCCGGAGGAUGUUUAUGGGACGGAUAUCGAUCUGGGGGACAACGAAAUCGUGGAGGAAGAGCGAGGGGAGGAGGCCGAGACCGACGAUGCAGCAGAGUUGGGCCGGGAGGUGAGGGUUUUGGGCAUCAUCAAUAAGGAACGCGAGGAGAAAGAGAUCGUGGAGCAAGCGAGGUCUCGUCGAAGGUGGCAGAUAUCGGUCAUCAAGCAGAUAGAUGCUCGCACAGGCGGAAUUUAA